UCUGCCAUUCUCAGAGUCAGGCACCGUGGUGUUUUUGGCAGAUCUUCCUUGACGAGUUUGUCUGAUCCAUGGCAGCCAUACUUGAAUCUUUGCUUGGAUCAUGUGCCAGUAAGUUGCAAAAUAUCAUUACAGAUGAGGUCAUACUAAUCCUUGGGGUGGAAGAAGAGCUUAGAAAAAUCCUGCGACGAGUAGAACUGAUAAAAUGUUGCAUAUACGAUGCUGAGAAAAGGAGGACAAAAGAGCUAGCCGUAAACAAUUGGCUUGGUCAAUUUAGAGAUGUUAUAUAUGAUGUUGAUGAAAUCCUCGACGUGGCUAGGUGUAAAGGAAGCAAGCUACUGCCUGACGAUCCUUCAUCAUCAUCAGGCAAAUCAGCUGCAUGCAAAGGCCUCUCAGUUUCUUCUUGUUUUUGUAACAUCUGGUCACGUCGUGUUGUUGCUGUUCGGAUUAGAAGCCUCAAAAAAAAGAUCGAGAACAUUGCAAAUGACAAGAUAUUCUCAACAUUCAACACUAGUAUACAGUCUACUAGAAAUGAACCAACAUCCAAACUGAUAAGAAGCUCCAAUCUUGAUGAGCCCAACCUUGUGGGGAAGGAGAUCAUACAUUCUAGCAGGAAGUUGGUGGAAUUAGUGCUUGGCAGUUUGCAGCAACUGGGGCUAGCAGAGGGUGUGCAAGAGAUCUCUUCACGCUGGGUGCCUGGGCUUCAAGAGCAGCACCAACGACUUCAUGGUGAAAACCUGGAUGUCUACACGUGGCGUUAGAUGG
Molecule: messenger RNA, 762 nt
Organism: Hordeum vulgare subsp. vulgare (domesticated barley)
Lineage: Eukaryota; Viridiplantae; Streptophyta; Magnoliopsida; Poales; Poaceae
Product: disease resistance protein Pik-2-like
Exons: 1
Coding region: 69-758 (229 amino acids)
Source: RefSeq, a predicted model, not a curated record